Clonostachys byssicola is the source of this 1101-nucleotide messenger RNA. The record is from the annotation of a GenBank genome assembly. NCBI's taxonomy places the organism in Eukaryota, Fungi, Ascomycota, Sordariomycetes, Hypocreales, Bionectriaceae.
AUGGUUAAAGAGACGAAGCUCUACGACGCCCUGGGCGUCAAGCCCGAUGCUACCCAAGACGAAAUUAAGAAGGGCUACAGAAAAUCAGCUCUGAAGUUCCACCCCGACAAGAACAAGGACAACCCGAAGGCAGAGGAGAAGUUCAAGGAAGCCUCGCAAGCCUACGAAAUCCUUUCCGACCCCGAGAAGCGACAAGUCUACGAUCAGUAUGGUCUUGAAUUCCUCCUUCGAGGUGGCGCCGCAGCGCCCGAAGGUGGCAACCCCUUCGCCGGCGGUGGCGGUGUGCCUCCCGAGUUCCAAGGUUUCGACUUCAGUGGAAUGCCCGGCGGAGGUGGCGCUCGAUCAUUCCACUUCAGCACCAACGGCGGUGGUCCCGGAGGUGCUGGGGGUUUCAACUUUGGCCAGGCCAAUGACAUCUUCGAGCAAUUUAUGCGUAUGAAUGGCGGCGGCGUCGACACUGGGAUGGAGGAUGCUUAUUCCUUUCCUAGCGGUGCCGGAGGCCGUCACACUCCCCGCACAAAGUCAGGCGGCUUUGGCCGUGAACCUCGCAGGCAUUCGUCAAACCCAGAGGUCUUGUCGGUCGAGCGACCGCUGCCGUUGACCCUCGAGGAGCUCUUCCACGGUACUAAGAAGCGAAUGAAGGUUACAUCCAAGACAUACGAUGCUUCAGGGAAACAAAUUGUUAAAGACAAGAUUCUUGAUGUCCCUGUUAAGGCCGGAAUCAAGAAGGGCUCGAAAAUCAUGUACAAGGGCGUAGGUGACCAAAUCGAGGGAGGUCGCCAAGAUAUGCACUUUGUCAUCCAAGAGAAACCACACCCACUGUACACCCGCGAGGAUAACGAUCUUGUCCAUGUGAUCACUCUCGAUCUCAAGGAAGCCCUUACCGGGUGGAAGCGAACUGUCACAACCAUCGAUGGCAGGCAGAUCAACUUGGACAAGGCCGGGCCCACCCAACCUGGCAGCGAGGAGCGUUUCCCACACCAAGGCAUGCCCAUCUCCAAGCACGAGGGACAACGCGGCGACUUUGUCAUCCGAAUCAAGGUCAACUUCCCAUCAAGUCUAACGGCAGCCCAAAAGCAGAAGCUUCGCGAGAUUCUAUAA